This is a messenger RNA of Coregonus sp. 'balchen', 14153 nucleotides long. NCBI's taxonomy places the organism in Eukaryota, Metazoa, Chordata, Actinopteri, Salmoniformes, Salmonidae. The record is from the annotation of a GenBank genome assembly.
UGCCAUUACACUGACUUUCUACAGCUGUGCACAAGACAUUCGUCUGACGUGUGUGUGUGUGUGCCUACAGAUGUGCCGGCCUGGCUGAAAAGCCUCCGUCUCCACAAGUAUGCGGCUCUCUUCUCCACCAUGACGUACGACGAGAUGAUGUCACUGACCGAACAGCAGCUGGAAUCACAGGUCAGUAGCAACAAGGAAUACCUAAGGAAACAUACUAGGAACGUAACGGCAAUUUUAAGGAAUUGUUACGGUAGUGAAAGUCUGUCUCCUGUUUCUAGUACUGUACUUUUGUUGUCUUCAUCAAAGAGCUGAUAGACAUGAACCGGUAUUUUAAGAGUUGUAACAGGAUGUUAUAAAGGCUUGUUCAUGCUUAUAACAAGUUAUAAAGUAUUAUAAUGGCAGUAAAGUGAUUCAGAAAUGUUUAGUAGAACACGUUGAUUAAUUACCCUUUUCAUGAUGUAUUUAUUUAACUUGUCGUUGGUGUGUGUGUGGUGAAGGAAUGUUGAAAGAGUGAAAUGAUAUUUAUUUUUCUGCAGAAUGUCACCAAAGGGGCGCGCCACAAGAUAGUCAUCAGCAUCCAGAAACUGAAGGAGCGCCAGAACAUGCUGCGCUGCCUAGAGAAGGUCAGUGGUGCAAGCUGUCAACUUCUUAGGUUGAGGAAAUUGUCACGAAGCUUCGACAAUGUCUUGCUAUUCAAGUGAGGCCCAAUCCCAAAUCAACCCCUAAACCCUACUCCCUAUGCACUUGUUGAGAUCUAAGAAAAUGUGAUAGGUGUAAGUAAUAUGGUUAAGUGAGCAAUAUUACCAUAUUGCUUACACCUGUCAAAUCCUCUCAGAUCUGUGACAGUCGGGGUCAAUUUGGGAUUGGGCCUGAGUGACAAAGGCAGACAAUUGGGGUCAGCGUUUCACUUCCUGUCUAAAGGAUCGGUCAACUGAAGUUAGGACAGUCGCUCGUUCUCUUUUUCCUCUCCUCGUCUCCUUCCUUUCGUCUCUGCUGAGUGGAAAAGACUUGACAGGUAAAAACAAUAUGUCUGAAAACCUGACUAGCUGUCUAAUCAUGAGGUAGAGGUCCAAGUGAGAGACCUUGGAUCCUUUCAUUUCGCUUUGAGAGGGAGGGAAGGAAUUGAGAAAACGAGGCUGGAGGAAGCAAAGAUUUGACUGCUAGUAAUAUUUUUAGACAUAGCCACAGUAGCUCAUCAUUUGAUGGUUCGCUCACCUGUCAGUUAUCUUAGAUCAGUACAGAUGAAGAGGACACAGGUAGAGAAAUACUUUUUAGACUAUUGUGAAAGAGGGUCCACUUAUCCAGGAAGAUAACGUUUGGGACUCGGACAAUGGCUGUCAAGGUCACAGCGGGGUGUCUUCUCUUCUUGUGCCAUCUAAUUUCAGGCCCGACCUUUUCACCAGGGGCUCUUGAUUCUAAAAUUUGCUGCCGUGUCACAUUUGUAUGGUUGGGGAGAGAAACAAGACACCUGUUGCUUGGUAUUUUAAGGGCUCGGAUAUGGAUUUGACUACCGGCAGCAGUACGGGACAGGGGAUCAGAGGAUGUGUCCCAAAUGGCACCCUAUUCCCUAUAGUGAACUACUUUUGGCUCUGGUCAAAAGUAGUGGGGCUCUGGUCAAAAGUAGUGCACUAUAUAGGGAAUAGGGUGUCAUUUGGGAUGCAGGCAGACAGGACAGGAGUGAAACAUGCGUGUAUUUUUGGAAUUGCUUUAUUUUUCCUCGUCAUCAUAUGGCUGGUGAGCGUUUCCUCCCUUUCAUGUCCAAAAUAUCCCGCCGCCCGCCUGACAGCCGCUGUUGUAGAAAGGACUCUGACGGAGACUUCUAGAAUGAUCCUCCUCUGAAUAGGGCUAUGAGUAUUUGUAUCCCUUACUGUAACGGUCCGGAACUGUUAAAGAAGUAUAAUAGAUCAUGCUGACUAAUUUCCCUUUUCUCUUCUCUCUGCUAUACCUCCUCCUUCUUUGUUCUCCCUCCUCUCUUUCACCUCAUCUUUACACCUUUGUGACCUCUUGCUCCUCUUCCUUUUCUCUCCCGUUCCUUUAUUCUCUCUUUCUAUCACUUUGUCUCCUCCCCCUUCCUGUUCUCUCUAUCACUUUCUCUUAUUCUCUUCAUUUUUUCUGUCCUCUCCCAGGACGUGUUGGAAGGGAGUAACCUGCGCGCCCCUCUCGCCGAGCUCCACCAGAUGAUCCUGACGCCCAUCAAGGCGGUGGCCAGCGAUGAGUCGUCCCCCUCCUCGCCCGCGCAGCGACCCCUGUUGAGCCAUGAGGGGAAGAGCAGCGCCGCCCCGGGCUCUCACCUGGCCCCCGGAGGAGGGGAAGGGGAGACGGGAACCACCGUCAUCGCGGAGGGGGACAUCCCCGGCCAGUUCACCCGCGUCAUGGGCAAAGGUACAGAGGAUCUAGUCCCAUAGAUUGGGAAGUUAAGUUGUUGUAACGUUGUCAUACACGCAUCACAUUUGUGUGAUAGACUGCACAGAAAGAAACCAAACACCUGGGAUCACCAUGUGGUCACUAUUUAACUCAAAAACCAUUUUCAUAUAUUUUCAUUAGUCCACCAUUGAUAUGGUCCCAAAUAUUAUAAUUUUGCACAUUAGAGCAUCAGAGCUAGCCUAAUAGGAAGCCUGUGUUGACUUUCUGGAAAGGUCUCAUGAUGAUGCAAAACACAACUUCAUAAGGCUUUUUGCGUUUACUUAUUUUUGGGCAUUAGGAGACUGAAAGCGAUAUAACUUGAAAACGGAAUGUUGACAUGCAAACUUUUAUUUGACUAUCAAAAUCGGACUAAAAACAUACUAAAAUAAAGAACUGUAAGACAGCCCUUAGCCAUGGUAUAUUGGCCAUAUACCACACCUCCCUGGGCCUUAAUGCUUAAUUCAAGUAUGUGGGCGUUUUGGUUUCUUGACUUCCAGUAGAUUUCCCUUCCUCUCCAUAACCACCUCAGUGCUAUGUACUGAGCAAACAGUGGACAUUUUGGAAGAAUAUGGAAAUCAGUGUGGCCACGUUUCCCCUUGCUCAAACCCCGUCUGUGUCCUUAAAUCCCCCUGCUUUGGGGAAACUAACUCACCCUCUCUCUCAUCUCUCUUUUUUGGUCCCCUCUUUCCCCCUCCUUUCUUUCUCUCGCUCUCGCUUUCUCUCUCGCUCGCUUUCUCUCGCUCUCUCUAGUUUGCACACAGCUCCUGGUGUCCAGGCCAGAUGAAGAGAACAUCAGCUCCUAUAUGCAGCUCAUUGACAAGUGCCUUCUGCACGAGGUACACACACAGAGAGAGACAAAUGACGAUACUUUUCUUUAUACAGUUCUCCAGAACCUUAUUUAUCUAAUGGGUGAACGUAUCACAUUUGUGUGGUGUGUGUGUUCAUAACCUCACAGUAUUUUAGACAUAUAUUACAUUCUGUAUCAGCUCAAGUGUGAAAGCUGGAUAUUGGAAAAUGUAAAAAAGACAAACAAGUAUACUGAACAAAAAUGUAAUGGUUACACGAGGUCAAAUUCUCUAAAACGAUGUUGGAGGCGACUUAUGGUAGAGAAAUGAACAUUAAAUUCUCUGGCAACAGCUCUGGUGGACAUUCCUGCAGUCAGCAUGCCAAUUGAACGCUCCCUCAAAACUUGAGACAUCUGUGGCAUUGUGAUGUGUGACUACUGCACAUUUUAGAGUGGCCUUUUAUUGUCCCCAGCACAAGGUGUACCUGUGUAAUGAUCAUGCUGUUUAAUCAGCUUCUUGAUGUGCCACACCUGUCAGGUGGAUGGAUAAUUGUGGCAAAGGAGAAAUGAUCACUAACAGGGAUGUAAACAGAUUUGUGCACAACAUUUUAGAGAAAUAAGCUUUCUGAGUGUAUGGAACAUUUCUGGGAUCUUUUAUUUCAGCUCAUGAAACAUGGGACCAACACUUCACAUGUUGCGUUUAUAUUUUUGUUCAGUAUAUUUCCAGUGUAGUGGGGCCAUAAAAAUUAAAUAAACGAACAAAGCUGAACUGCAAAACCCUGAGUUAUGGUCUCUCUCCUACUCUUUGGCCAUGCAACCUCUCCUUUCCCCUCCCCUCUCUUCCCCUUCUCCUCCCUCAGGCGUUCACUGAGACACAGAAGAAGCGGCUGUUGUCAUGGAAACAGCAGGUGCAGAAGCUGUUCCGCUCGUUCCCCAGGAAGACCCUCCUGGACAUGGCGGGCUACCGGGCGCAGAGGAGGUAGAUUAGACCCUACACACACACAGAAAUUGAUACACAUAGACAGAGAGAAAUUAAAUAUAUACACUACUGUUCAAAAGUUUGGGGUCACUUAGAAAUGUCCUUGUUUUCCAUGAAAACAUACAUGAAAUGAGUUUGAAUAGGAAAUAUAGCAAAUUGCAUAGGAAAUGUAGGCAUUAGUCUACAGCAAUUACAGCCUUGCAGACCUUUGGCAUUCUAUUUAUCAAUUUGUUGAGGUAAUCUGAAGAGAUUGGCUUGAUGGGCACUUCUUACGUACCAUACGGUCAAGCUGCUCCCACAACAGCUCAAUAGGGUUGCGAUCCAGUGACUGUGCUGGCCACUCCAUUAUAGACAGAAUACCAGCUGACUGCUUCUUCCCUAAAUAGUUAUUGCAUAGUUUGGAGCUGUGCUUUGGGUCAUUGUCCUGUUGUAGGAGGAAAUUGGCUCCAAUCAAGCGCGGUCCACAGGGUAUGGCAUGGCGUUGCAAAAUGGAGUGAUAGCCUUCCUUCUUGAAGAUCCCUUUUACCCUGUACAAAUAUCCCACUUUACCACCAGCAAAGCACCCCCAGACCAUCACAUUGCCUCCACCAUGCUUGACAGAUGGCAUCAAGCACUCCUCCAGCAUCUUUUCAUUUGGUCUGCGUCUCACAAAUGUUAUUCUUUGUGAUCCAAACACCUCAAACUUUGAUUAGUCUGUCCAUAACAAUUUUUUCCAAUCUUCCUCUGUCCAGUGUCCCAGCUUAAUCUUUUAUUUUUAUUGGCCAGUCAGAGAUAAGGUUUUUUCUUUGCAACUCUGCCUAGAAGCUCAGCAUCCCGGAGAUGCCUCUUCACUGUUGACGUUGAGACUGGUGUUUUGCGGGUACUAUUUAAUGAAGCUGCCAGUUGAGGACCUGUGAGGCGUCUGUUUCUCAAACUAGACACUCUAAUGUAUUUGUCCUCUUGCUCAGUUGUGCACCGGGGCCUCCCACUGCUCUUUCUAUUCUGGUUAGAGACAGUUUGUGCUGUUCUGUGAACGGAAUAGUACACAGUGUUGUACGAGAUCUUCAGUUUCUUGGAAAUUUCUCGCAUGGAAUAGCCUUCAUUUCUCAGAACAAGAAUAGACUGACGAGUUUCAGAAGAAAGUUAUUUGUUUCUGGCCAUUUUGAGCCUGUAAUGGAACCCACAAUUGCUGAUGCUCCAGAUACUCAACUAGUCUCAAGAAGGUCAGUUUUAUUGCUUCUUUAAUCAGCACAACAGUUUUCAGCUGUGCUAACAUAAUUGCAAAAGGGUUUUCUAAUGAUCAAUUAGCCUUUUAAAAUAAUAAACUUGGAUUAGCAAACACAACGUGCCAUUGGAACACAGGACUGAUGGUUGCUGAUAAUGGGCCUCUGUACGCCUAUGUAGAUAUUCCAUUAAAAUCAGCCAUUUCCAGCUACAAUAGCCAUUUACAGCAUUAACAAUGUCUACACGGUAUUUCUGAUCAAUUUGAUGUUAUUUUAAUGGACAAAGAAAUGUCUUUUCUUUCAAAAACAAGGAAAUGUCUAAGUGACCCCAAACUUUUGAAUGGUAGUGUGUGUAUGUGUGUGUGUGUGUGUGUGUAUAUACACACACACACACACACACACACACACACACACACACACACACACAGAGACGUACUAACCUCUCCUCCUCUUGACGCCAUCUGUUCUGUCUCACCCACGUCUGACCUCUUUUCCUCUCUAGCCAUUCUAGCUGUUUGUUUCAGCGUCACUUUUUAUUACCGACACUUAUUAUCACCACCACCAAUUUGUACCCAACGACUUCCUCGGCUAAAUGUUUAAAAGGUCAAAUAAUGUAGCUACAGAGCCUGUUCUUGAGUGGCAACACUCCCCCCGCUCUUGACACAAAUAUGACUCCACUCCCUACGUCCACGGUUUCUCCAACAUGCCCAUCUCCUCAGUCAAUCAAAUGUAUUUUAUAAAGCCCCUUUUUAAACUAGCAGUUGUCACAAAGUGCUUUACCUCCUUUGAUUCCUUUAAAAAAAAAUGAUGAUCCAAGUGCUAUUUCUCUCUCUCUCCCCUUGCAGCAGCAGCAGUAGCCGGGGCUUCGGCCAGUCCAACUCUCUCCCCACGGCGGGCUGCGUGGGGGGCAGCAGUAGCGUGUCGGCCCGCCGGAGCCUGCGCCAGUUCCAGAUGCCCUCACGGAGCCUGCCCGGCGCCAGGCUUGGCCUGCUGGGCACCGCUGGCCUCCUGGGACCCACGCCACGCAGCGCCAGCAGCACCCCGACCGGUCUCAAGCAGGGACGACAGGUGGGGACACUUCUGACUGUAAACUUCUCCUAGGCACUUAGCCACUACCCCUAGCCUAGGCAAUUGAUGUAGAGUUCUUCUUUGGUGACGUUAUAUUGCAGAGUCUCCCUUUUAGGCAAGGACGGCAUAUGGGGAUGCCCCGAUCUAACCUUAUCUUAGCCCCUAACAUCUAGCCUCUACCCACAUCGGCAUCCUCAACGCAAAUAUUUGAUUAAUGUGUAGUGUCUAAAGUCUGAGUUAACCGCACGUAUCCAGAUUUUGGCCAUUCAUUUAGAUUUGAAGGGAUUUUUAAGGUGAUGUUAUAUUGCUGAGUGAGCCUACCUUUUAAUGGGAAGACAUACUAAUCCCUAUCAGCUUCAGUCACAAUUUGGUUCGCUACAGUAGUGGACAAUGGGUAGUGAUACAAAGGGUACCUACCAACAUUAUUGUAUUCUCACUCUCAAGGGGUGCUGUGUAUAUGCCAAUAUACAGUGGGAGUAAGGAAAAUUGAGAAAAACACUACUUGGUCAAGUGUCUGGAUUCUGGAAUCGUCCAACCAUGCAGAGAAAUAGUCAAACUCCUAACAAUACCCUCUUUCAGAUCUGUCCCAAACUAUCCUUCCCUGUGAAUUACAUAGUUGUAAAAACAGUCAUAGAAACAAAUACAACCAUAAGGGGGAAAAUGCAACAGCAGAGGGAAAGAAAGGCAGCGUCAGUGGCGUGUCGGAUGAAGUGGCUGGAACUUGUAGGCGGAUCACGCAUUCCACAGGCCCUACAUCACUAGUGCUCAUUGGAACAGUUCUCCACUCCGCAGCAGGGAUAACCUGGCACUCGCACACGUCUGCUAUGCUCCCACUCGGCAUUUCUCUACGCAUCCUUACAAUGGGAGGAAAUUCCAAACCGCUUCCUCCACAGUCCGCACACUCUCUCUGUCCGACCGUUUUUUGGGACGCGAUCUGGAAUGUGUGUAUUAAAAGAAAGGAGGUAGGAGGGGGAGAGAGAGCGAGAGAGACUGGGGUGAGUCAUUGUUAGGGCGGUGGUGGUGUAGGGGGAGGGGCGACGAGGAGAGGGAGAAAGGGAGGAGAAGGAGAGGGGAGCGAGUGAGGUAGUCAGUGGCAGUGAGAACAGUGCACAGGCAUUUCCUGUUUUUCCCUGGCUCUCUGUAUGGGAGGACCGGGAAAGGGGGAGAUCGAGAUGGACGGGGACAGAGAGAGGGAGUGGGGAGCGAGAGUGGUGAGGGGUGGAGGAGGAGUAGAGGGAGCGAGAAAGAGGGAGAAGGUUGAAUGUAUAAUAGGCAGGUUACAGAGAGGAAUCCGCAUGGCUAAAGUGUCAGUAGUUUGAGGUUAAAUGGGGAGAGAGAAAAAUAGAGGGGAGGAGAGAGAGCGGGAGAACAAGAAAAGGUUGACUUUAUAAUGGCUCAGUAGUUAUAGGCUAGAGAGGAAACAUCUCUGGUGUGCCCUCCCCUAGUUUCUCCACACUUUUAUAAAGCCCCCGCUGGGUGUGCAUUUAGUUAUGUGAUAAAGUCCUAAUUAAUUACAUUUUGAGGAAAUUAAUGUGAGUCCAUUUUGAUCAGAGUAUAACCAAAAUGUACAUUGUUCAUGAUUUGAAAUUGUAAACCAACAGGUCGUACUAUUGGCCUAUAAGUCAUUCUGAAGUAUUGUGAAAUGUCAUUUUGAAAUCUAAAUUAAAUUGCACUUAUUGAGUGAGGUGCUCUCAGUAGUGUGUCUAAGGUAGGGGUCUCAAACUACAAUUUGAGGGGGCCAAGGUGGGGUGUGGAGGGUAUUUCAAGUAUCGCCAACAUUGUGCAGAACUGUAUAUCAUUGUAUUACUUUGGCAUCAUAGGGACAUUAACAUAUUUCCCAGCAUUGUCUGUUAGUGGUUAGAUUUGUUGCAGCCGUUAUUGGAAUUGUGCCAGUUUAGAUGGUCUGUAAUGAUCCAAAUAUAUAUGACCUCUAGCCUCCCAGUGAGCACAAGACAUUGAAAAGUCGUGGUUUCAAUGUCUUUUCAACCAAAAAUACGUAUUUUUCAACCAAGCACAACGUCUUUUAAAUGUCUUCUGCUCAUGCUUCCUGCUCUGCCUUUCGAAAGUUUUUGAAAGCCAAGUUAACAAACAGAUCACCGACCAUUUCAAAUCCCACCGUACCUUCUCCGCUAUGCAAUCCGGUUUCCUAGCUGGUCAUUCAGCCACGCUCAAGGUGCUAAACGAUACUAUAACCGCGAUCAAUAAUAGACAGUACUGUGCAGCCGUCUUCAUCGACCUGGCCAAAGCUUUCAACUCUGUCAACCACCCCAUUCUUAUUGGCAGACUAAAUAGCCUUUGUUUCUCAAAUGACUGCCUCGCCUGGUUCACCAACUACUCAGAUAGAGUUCAGUGUGUCAAAUCGGAGGGCCUGUUGUCUGGACCUAUGGCAGUCUCUAUGGGGGUGCCACAGGAUUCAAUUAUUGGGCCAACUCUUUUCUCCGUGUAUAUCAAUGAUGUCGCUCUUGAAACUCUCCUUCCAGACUCACAUUAAGCAUCUCCAAUCCAAAGUAAAAUCUAGAAUCGGCUUCCUAUUUCGCAACAAAGCCUCCUUCACUCAUGCUGCCAAACAUGCCCUCGUAAAACUGACUAUCCUACCGAUCCUUGACUUCGGUGGUGUCAUUUACAAAAUAGCCUCCAACACUCUACUCAGCAAAUUGGAUGUAGUCUAUCACAGUGCCAUCCGUUUUGUCACCAAAGCCCCAUAUACUACCCACCACUGUGACCUGUACGCUCUUGUUGGCUGGUCCUCACUACAUAUUCGUCGCCAAACCCACUGGCUCCAGGCCAUCUAUAAAUCACUGCUAGGCAAAUCCCCGCCUUAUCUUAGCUCAUUGGUCACCAUAACAACACCCACCCGUAGUAUGCGCUCCAGCAGGUAUAUCUCACUGGUCAUCCCCAAAGCCAACACCUCCUUUGGCCGCCAUUCCUUCCAGUUCUCUGCUGCCAAUGACUGGAACGAAUUGCAAAAAUCUCUGAAGCUAGAGACUCUUAUCUCCCUCACUAACUUUAAGCGUCAGUUGUCAGAGCACCUUACCGAUCACUGCACCUGUACACAGCCCAUCUGUAAUUAGCCCACCCUACUACCUCAUCCCCAUAUUGUUAUUUAUUCUGCUCAUUUGCACCCCAUUAUCUCUAUUUGCACAUUAUCUCUUGCACAUCUAUCAUUCCAGUGUUAAUACUAAUUGUAAUUAUUUUGCACUAUAGCCUAUUUUAUUGCCUUACCUCCAUAACUUGCUACAUUUGAACAUACUGUAUAUAUAUUUUCUGUUGUAUUUUUGACUUUGUUUUGUUUACCCCAUAUGUAACUCUGUGUUGUUUUUAUUGCACUGCUUUGCUUUAUCUUGGCCAGGUCGCAGUUGUACAUGAGAACUUGUUCUCAACUGGCUUACCUGGUUAAAUAAAGGUUAAAUAACAAAUAAAUAAAUAAAUAAAUAGGGCUACCAGUCUGUUGUGGCUGUCUGUGUGACAAUCGGUUUGUCCAACAGGGUUUAUGGUUUGCCAACCCCGGGGGCAGUAAUAGCAUGCCCAGCCGGACCCACAGCUCAGUGCAGAGGACCCGCUCCCUGCCUGUCCACACCACGCCACACACCAUGGUCAUGUUUCAGCAGUCUGGUAAGAAAUCACACACACACACACACUCAGUUACACAAUACAUACACGUGCGCACACACUACUGUACAAGGUAGCCCCUCUCUCUUUCUCGUUUCCUCCCACUCUUCUUCUCUCCUUUUUGCAUUGCCAUCUCUCAAUCUUUAUAAGCACUCAGCAGCCUAGCAUCCUCAGUACUACCUUCCUCUUUGUUAGCCUGGAGACAGAUGCUGUAAUGCCACAGGGCAUCACACACACACUGCUCUCAUCUGUAUACCAAUGCAGCACAACAGCCUUGGGUGAAGAUCCCAUUCAAGUCCAAUGUUCUGCUCUGUGAUGGCUAGAUCCUUUAAUUCUAUUUUUACGCUGUAGCCGCGGGAUAAACUGGACAUCAAUGUGACAGCAGGGAUUUCCUCCUCCGGCCUGUCUUUCAUAGGGAACCAAAGUGUAUCCCCCCCUUUUUUAGAAUGGAGAGGAAGAAGAAGGGAAGGCAGUUUCAGGGGGGAAGAGGGAACGCAGCCGUAUGUGAGGAAGGGAAGGAGGGAAGAGUCAGUGGACUGUUACAAUGAGCCUCUUUGUGCUGGGUGGCUGAGGUGCCCUGGCACCCUUUCCCUGACGCUCUCUCUUUCUCUCUCUCCCUCCUUCGUUCUCUCCCUCCCUUCAACAGCUCUGCAGAGUCAUACACACUGCACAUGCACUCAGGGGUGGCUGGAGUUGGAGCCGGGCCAGAGUAUGUAGCUGCCUGGAAAGCUAGGCCUGGACUCGCCCUCUCUCAAUCUCUGUCUCUCUUGCGCCCCUAUUUCUCACACUGACGCUAGACAGAUGAAAUGAUUGAUUCAAACAGAGACUAUACAGGGAGAAUGAUGGGAUGAAGGAAGGGUGUGUGUGUGUGUGUGUGUGUGUGUGUGUGUGUGGAGGAGGCCUGGAUUUGGGGCCUAAAAAUAGCCAGUGGCCGACUGUUCUGUCUGGCCAGCCAGCGCGACGGCAAGUGCAUAACUCAGCUCUUCUCUCUUUAGCCGCGUUGACGCCGCUAAAGGCAGGAGCAGCUUAAGGCUAGCCGUUAGCCUAGAUAUCCCCCUGUGAUAGCUAGCUAAGGAGCUCACAGCUGAGCUGAGGGGGCUGCUUGGCUAUCAAGUUAGCAACUAGCCCUCUGUCUCAGACAAUUGCUUUAAUGUUGUUGUUUUUUUUUGGGGGGGGUGAGUUUAUGGGUCUCCCUCGUGGCAGAACAGAUGACUUUGAACUUGAGAAGUACACACAGACCUCACACACACGCACCAAAGCACCCCAGUGCGAGUAACCCAAGUGACUGGGUAUUGUAUUGUAUUUAUGGUGUGUAAUGUGGAGACAGUUGGUUAAUUGGCGGUGUAGUGUAAUCAGAUUAAGCACGGCACACACGCCGUCGUUGAACGGAGGUCAUUGUUACGACGCCCGCCCCGCAAGCAAUGGGAUUUGGAGCCCAUGAUAAUUCACUCCUUUGUCUGCUGCGAAUUCAGGGUGGUGAUGUUAGGAAAGGUUAAAGUAUUGUGUAUUAGGAUUGAGACAUUUAGAUGAACUUGAUUUCAAUUAUUAUUCGUGCUCAAUGGGAGUAGUAGACUGUUAUGUGGUAUUUUGUGGUUUGUAGAGGACUGUGAAGAAAUGGAUCACAUUCUUUUGAUUGUAAAGUCUUUGCGCUAUUUUCACAGUGGUUGUGUUGAUGUUGUUGGAACGUUCUGGGGUCUUUCUCUGGCUUUUUAUGUACGGGUAUAUACACAUUUAUCAUACUCUUUCAGUUGUUUGUUUAGCUUUUUAUGUUAGCUGAGCGUUCACAGUGGUUGUGUGUACGUUUUUGGAACAUUGUGUUGUGUUCUCCAGGUAGUUGGUUGUGUGUACGUUGUUGUAAUGUUGCAGUGUUCUCCAGGUAGUUGGUUGUGUGUACGUUGUUGUAAUGUUGCAGUGUUCUCCUGGUAGUUAGUUGUGUAUACGUUGCAGUGUUGUGUUCCGGGUAGUUGGUUGUGUGUACGUUGUUGUAACAUUGUGGUGUUGUUGUCCAGAUAGUUGGUUGUGUGUAUGUUGUUGUAACAUUGUGGUGGUGUUCUUCAGAUCUCCAAGUGCCGGUGACGGAACCAGACAUCAACAACCGGCUGGAGUCUCUGUGCUUGAGUAUGACAGAGCAUGCCCUGGGAGGUAGGAGCACCACAACCAUCCAUGAACACACACACCAGUUAACACUGGACUUCUUAGUCAAUACACACAUGCACACACUACUGUAUCUACUGUACCACUUGGUUUAAUCGCACUCACACACACACAGAGAAACUUGCACGCUUGCUCUCUCUCUCACACACACACCCCCUUUGUCCUUAGAACAGCCUCAAUUCGUCGGGGCAUGUACUCUACAAGGUGUCGAAAGGGUGGUGGACAAUUCUUGAUACAUACGGGAAACUGUUGAGCAUGAAAAAUCCAGCAGCGUUGCAGUUCUUGUUACAAACGUGCCUGGCACCUACUACCAUACCCCGUUCAAAGGCACUUAAAUAUUUUGUCUUGCCCAUUCACCCUCUGAAUAAUCCUUAUUUGACCUGUCUGCUUCCCUUCAUCUGCACUGAUUGGAAGUGGAUUUAACAAGUGACAUCAAUAAGGGAUCAUAGUUUUCACCUGGUCAGCUUAUGUCAUGGAAAGAGCAGGUGUUCUUAAUGUUUUGUAUAAUCAAUGUAUACACAAUAUUUCAAAUAGUAUUUGAGCCAAUGUUUGGCUGUAGCCAGGGUGUGCCUCCAUAAUGAAUCCACACGUAGUGAGGGGAGGGUGUAGAGGAAGGGAGAUGGAUAAUCGCAGUAACCAUUCCCAUGUGAAGUGGAGUUUAGCUUUAAAUAAAGGGGCUGUUUUUUCUCUCUCUCCGGCCUUGCCAGCACAGAGGCAGAGACGGUGGCCCUCAGUGCUCGGCGCAGAGCUAGGGUGGACAAGUGAGCCUUUGUGUGGGUGGACACACACACACACACACAGGCCCAGAUCAGAGGUGGUUAGCUGAGGAGGGCCAGUCCCAGACUGGACCCUUCCUGUCUACUGUACCCCUCUGCCCCUCCUUUCUCUCUUUCUAUAACAUACUGAAUCCACAUAAUAGAAAUGACAACCGGAGUACUCAUUGUGAAUGGAAUACCCCCGCGCCCUUAUUUAUAAAUAGAGUAAAUAUUGUCCAAUAGAAAUCUCAGUCAUGCUCAAACACAGCAAUACAACGGCCAGCUCUAAAAAGACCAAACUCUCUCUUCUCUUUUGACCAAUUUGACAGAAAGCUGCCAAGUCAUUUCCCUAAUAUUGACAUGCUUCCAGACCUUACCCUUUUAUGCAGUUCUGUAGAUCUGAAAGGAUUGGAUAUCCAAUAUGGUGAACCUUUAAUCUAGCCUAUGACAGGGAAAGGUGGCGUUAUUAGCAUAUUGCUCACUUCAAUCCUUUUUCAGAUCUCCCAAAAUGCCCCAGGGGGUAAGGGUUAGGGGUUGGUGCAUUUUGAAACUGGGCCUAUAUAAGACUCUUAUGGAACCCUAUUCUGUUUAUAGUCCAUUACUUUUGACCAGUGCCAAUAGAGCUCUGGUAAAAGUUAUUGCACUAGAUAGGGAAUAGGGUGCCAUUUGGAAUGUCAUGAGACCCUCGACCACACACAGGAACUCCAGUAAUAGUAAAUCGUUCUAUAAAACCCCUUGUAUGUAAUGCACACUGGUCCAUAGGAUGCAUAACAAUACAUAGGAUUUAUUUAUACAUAGGAUUUAUAUAGCUAGUUUCUAAGGCCUGAAGACACCUACGAAAGUCCAUUUAACCCCCCCCCCCCCCAUUGCCUUCGGUUUCUGGCACUGCUGGUCACACACACACACUUGCCGUAGGGCUCUGGUCAAAGGUAGUGCACUAUGUAGGGAAUAGGAUGCCAUUUAGGACAUAACCCAGGUCCUCUCUGUUUGUCCAGACAGGCCAGAUGCAACAGUUGUUUUUUGGCUUUGAAACAUUCCAUCUGUAUUUUUCCAGUUGUGUUAUUCUUAUUCCUAUCUGAUGGUUUGUCCUAUGUCCCUCCCUUCUGUGUGUCUAGAUGGAGUCGACCGCACAUCCACCAUCUGAGAGUAGGACCUGAAGGAGACCCGGGGACAAAGAGCUGGAACAAAAAUGCUCGCCG